GGGAAGGCUGCUCUGCCCUCAUCCAAAAUGGCCGCUGGCGCAGCCCGUCCUCCCUGAGGCGGGCGGCGCGCCGGCACGCCCCAGCGGCCGCUCUGCCCGGGCUCUGCGGGGCCACCCUUUUCAGAGCGCGGCCGUCGGGUGUGCUGCCGCGCCCCGCAGGUUGCAGACAGAAGAUGGCUUUGUAGGUGUAGAGAUAUUUUCCGAUAUAUUGAGAGCGACUCACAGGAGCCAGUUGAAAAUUAAAAUUUGAUGCGUGACAUCCGGAGGAAAUGGGCUGUGUCUUAUGCUGAGGUUUCAUGAGUCAGACUGGGCUGUUGGGAGUUUCUUCUGAAGAUGUACAUGUUAGUUGAAAACCGCACGAGUUCCCAUCUUCAUCUGAAGAGGUCACCUGGCAUCCGAUCCUGGUCUCUCUUUGUUGGAAUAGCCUCCAUAGGUUUGGCUGCUGCUUAUUAUAGUGCAGACAGCUUGGCAUGGAAGCUCUUCUAUAUGGCUGGGUGUUUCUUUGUGGCAGCACAGAAUCUGGAGCAGUGGGAGGAAGCUGUAUUUGAUAAGAACAAGGGAACAGUCUGCCUAAAAACAUUCAAUCUUUACAAAAAAAUACUGACCUUCUCAAAAGGAGGCAAUGAACAAGUGGCUCUACUGAAUGAGAUCCGAGAUGUGAAUGUGGAAGAGGAGACUGUUCGAUAUUUUGGGAAGGGUUACCUGGUUGUGCUACGGUUUGUCACUGGAUUUUCACACCCACUGACUCAGAGCGCAGUGCUGGGCUGUAGAAGCGAUGUGGAAGCAGUUGCCAAACUCAUUACUAGUUUUCUGGAACUGGACAGAGUAGAGAGCCAACAAGAUUUCUCUCAGAGCAGUGAAACAGAGGCUAGUGACGCAGAUGAACCACAGGAUAAAUACUAAUAGUCGUCAUGAGCUGAAGAAAGCAGAGGCUUUCAGACGUCUGGAAAAUACACCGAUUGUUCUUCAGAAAAAGAAAUCCCUCACAAUCGUGGCCUGAGCAUUUCUCUACGAUGUGCAUUUACUAUGGAAGGAAUCUGUCUUGAGGCACCUUUAUAGUGCUAAACUGCUUCAAGACCCAUGCCCCCAGUAGUGCCUUUGUAGAGUUGUAUUUGCUCCUUUGCCUUAGUUCCUGCAUGUGGGCACUGCUGGCUUUUGAACUUUGUCAGCUCAUCAGACUUGUCUAGGAACAGUUAUUUAUUAAUGAAUUGGUUUGAAAUAAUUUUGUGCUUUCCCAUUUAUGGAGAUACAGAUGUAAACUUUCACUUACUGCAAACAUCUGCUGCAGGUACAGUAUAUGAAAUGAAGAGCUGAAUUUGUAACACAUAACACAACGCUUUGAGGUUUGUCUUGAAAUCUUAUAAGUGACUGAAUAUAUCGCUGAAUUGGUUUUAAGCAGCUUAAUAUAUACAAUUAGGUGAUGCAGAAUAGUAGCACUUUUAUAUUCUCUACUACUGACUUUCCUUUAGGUACCAGUGGAAACUAAAGUUUGAGUGACUGUCUUGGAAUUGCAAACAUCAGGCUGAUAAACUUGUUACAGUGUCUUACUUCUCUUGGACUUGCCAAGAGCCAUAAAUAGUAAACAAAAAUGAUGAUGUUGAUUCAGCAUCUUUGGGAUGUUCUACCUUAAUCCUUCCUGCUUAACUUCUGGUCACAGGCUACCCUAAGACAGAAUAACCUUUUUCUAGACCUCAACAUUUACUAUUUUAACUGUGUAUUUAGAAAGGAAGAAAAGCACGUCUGUUACUUUAGGUAGGGAAAAGACUGAUGUGAAACAAUGUGGUAGCCUACACUUGCUUAGUAUUUCCUCACUUGAAAUGAUACCGAAGUGCUAAAUAAUAACUUUUUUUUUAUAAGAUAGCUGGGAUAGAUCCAAUGUUUGACUUGUACCCGUGUUUUACUCCAGGGGUGUAGUGUCUUUUGUUCUGACCAGUGGUUUCACAAAUAGUUAAAAUAUGAAUUUUCCAAGGUAUUUUUUGACGUAAAAGCUACCUCUGUUAGGCAACAUGUUCUGUCUAGAACUAAAACUUCAUUUUGCCUAUAUCAACAGAUCAGUAUGAGGAAAAGGUUGUAAAGAGCUGAAAAUUCCUUCAGCAUGCUAAAACUGCUUGUAUUAAAGUUCACUAGGUUUUAUUUAGUAUUGUAUGGUCUUAAGAUCUGAAUUAGAAGUAACUGUGUAAAUAUUUUCUAGGAGAUCUGAACAGGGUACCAGGUAACUGUGUCUGCUUUCAUACUUGGCCAGCAGCAAAUGUCUUCUGGCAGCAGUUUCUUCUGGUCCUAAACGAACCUGUGUUCUUGUUUUGAAGCUCUCUACCUCUACAGAAGAGAAAGCUAUGAAAAGAUUUCAGCAGAAGCUAUGUCCUGUUCUGUGUUCCAGCUAUAUUUGAAACUAAGCACAUGCAUUUCUGACCAAAGAACAGGUUGUACCAAAAUUUUACUUGCAGCCGUUUAGACCUAGUAUGUGAGCUGUGAGACAAAGAUACUCUUACUGUCAGUUUGAAAGGGUAAUCAGACUGCAACAGGGAGACAGCUGUUGCUGCAGCUUGACUGCAGCACAGAAAUGGCUCUGUUUCUAUUCAAUAGGAAAAAGGAACUUGUAAUCGCAUCAGGUAUCAGAGCAGACCUCUGCCAGGAGACAUGCUUGUGGAGUGCUCUGAUUUGGUGGGCUAAUCACGUGGCUUACAGUCUCUACCCCACAUCACUGGAAUUGGGAUCCUGCUAGGUACAAAUGUGGGAAAACGAGAUUGCAGGCAAUUAGCUAAAUUUGCCUUUAUUCUGAAGCACAGCUGUAAGCUAAGAAUAAUCAUCAAACCUGUUAAAAAAAAAUUGCAGGGUGUAAAGCUUUGGGAGAGGUCUUCAUUUAAAUUGACUGUAACAUAUCCCCAGGUGACGCUUACUUUAGAGAGAGGAGAAUGAGAUUAGGAAUUUGGAGAACUUCCCCCCCCCCCCUUCAAUGUAAAAUGAGGAUGUCGAGUGUUCUAAGGACUUCCAUUAAGAAAUACAGAAAAAACUAGAGUAUUUAGUGGUAUAACAUAAGCAAAAGGGUGCAACCUGCAGAAUAACUGCUGCUUUGUAGCAAGGAUAUUCAGAGGGAGUACAUGGUAUGGAUAUACAUUGCACUUACAUUCCGAGCCCACAGAAUCUGACUGUGGAUGAAAUGGAGAAAACUACCUGCAUUCAACCUUAGCUGUGUUAGGUUUCUUUUGUAUUUCCAUGAGAACUAACGUUCCGUGGAAGAUACAAACCACGCUGUGGUUUUGCAGCUAAAAAUCCACUUUAGACAGGUGUGUCUAUUGAUCUAACCCUACACAGCGUCAUGUACCCUGCUUCUGCUGAGCUCUCUUGUGCAUCUAGCUUGCUGUGCAUCCUUGAUGUUAGGAAUGUAUAUACUUACGGACUAUGCAAUGGCAUUAUACAGAGUAAAACAGUGUAAGGAAAACUCGGAAUCCCUGGAAAGGGGAAUGACCAUAUAACAUAGCUUGACACACAUUCUGCGUGACACAUGGUGUUUUGAGUUGAUGUCCAAUGAUCAUCUCCUUAAAGGUGUUCUUAAGUGUUCGCUCCCACCUCAGGACCUACUGAUGGUCGGCAGGAGAGGGAUGGCUGCUGGCACGCACUGUGUGUCUGGGAGGAAGGUUUUGCCUCCUCAGCCUCUCACUUGGGACAGCUGGUGUAAUCCCCUCCUGUGCCAUUUCCAUUGCAUUUGGCGGCUCUGUCGCCAUACGAAUUAGCACAGUUUCAAAUGGGAACCCGAGUUCUGUAGGCUGAGCUAACGUGAAGGGGGAUGGGGUAAAUCCUUCAAAAGCCCUGUGCCGGGCACUGCUGGCUGGUACGCGUGGCUGGGUCCUUACUGCGGUACCUGCUGCACGGGUGGGGAUGCCUGCGCUUGGCAGCUGGGUGCUGUACUCGAGUGAGUGUGGCAGGCUGAUGUGUGCGUUUCUCUUGAUCCAAGUCCUGAGUUUCCCAUGUUAAAAAUUUUUUUGUCUUUUGUAGUUGGAGGACGUAGCCAGAUUUUCACAGCUGUAUGCAUGGAAAAUGUACGUGCGUGACACUGGCAGUGUCCGGGCUCCCCAGCGGUGCGAUGCAGUUUGAAGGAACUGCUCAGAACAGCAGGGGUGACCCUGGGACAGGUUCUGGUUCCCCCCCUUCCCGCUAGUCCUCUCCGAGCCUCUUCUCUUGCCACUUUCCACCAUUUUCCUGAAGGCAUUUUUGGAUGGUUUCCCUCACUUGGGCCUAGGAAAUGAAAAGGCCCAGCAAACACAGCCUUCUGUGUGCCUCAUGUAAAGUGGCUGGUACUAAAAGGAAUGAUGUGAAAGACUAGUUCUGGUUAGGAAAUUAGAUACUGCUGGAAGAGUAUUACAGGUGAUGGCUUUGUUCUUUUUGCAUCUCGAGCCAUCUAGUAACUUGAGCCUGGACUGCUGUAGUUUGUAUGACUUACAAAAAUGAUUUUUGGUAAUUUUGAUAUGCAAACCUGCAUAACAGACCUUCAGUUAGAUCUAGCGCCCUGCCCUGUAAAACCAACGCCUUCUUAUGAUGUCCCUCAAUACACAGGUGUGCUCAGUGCCGUGGGGCAGAUGUGUCAGCAGCACGUUUGAAGUUACAUGCACAUGUGCGGUUGGGUGGGAUCACGGCCGUAGCUGCCGUGCUGAACAAAAGCUGGACUGCAUGUUGUACCAAGGGAGAAAGUUGCGUUAUCUAAGCUAUAAUCUAAUAUUCUGGUAUUUCACAAAAUGAGUUAUUCAGUAACUAGGAUCAACUGUGCAGGAGUCAAAGAAAAUCAGAGUAUUUAUGCUAUAUAGCCGAGAUCUGACUCUUGUGUUGUAUUUAUGAAGUUACACGGAUACCAAAAACUGAGCUGGCUUACAUAGUAAAUAGAGUGCUAGUUCUGACACUGUAGUAGAUUGCAGAUAGGCAAAAAUACUUCUGGAAAAUGUUUAGAAAUUGCUUUUCUGCUUUAAAACUGUGAGUAGAAUUUCAGCAAGGCCUUGUUUAUUGUCUUUUUUUUUUUUUUUUUACAAACGUCCAUUGAUAAAAUUAACUUUGAUAACUUG
Molecule: messenger RNA, 5051 nt
Organism: Falco peregrinus (peregrine falcon)
Lineage: Eukaryota; Metazoa; Chordata; Aves; Falconiformes; Falconidae
Product: cytochrome b-245 chaperone 1
Exons: 8
Coding region: 334-903 (189 amino acids)
Source: RefSeq, a predicted model, not a curated record